Messenger RNA from Daphnia pulicaria, 1960 nucleotides. RefSeq names its product trypsin epsilon-like. Gene Ontology annotation, molecular function: serine-type endopeptidase activity. NCBI's taxonomy places the organism in Eukaryota, Metazoa, Arthropoda, Branchiopoda, Diplostraca, Daphniidae. Gene Ontology annotation, biological process: proteolysis. The record is from RefSeq and is a predicted model, not a curated record. The transcript is spliced from 7 exons. The coding region runs from base 120 to 1307 and encodes 395 amino acids.
UCGAUCACGAAACUUGCAACUCAAAUCAAGUUAUGUCGCGCGGAUGAGUAUAAAAGAGUCGGGUCCAUCACAGGGCAAAUCAGCUUCGUCGUCCAACAGCAGCUCCAGAAGCAACUACAAUGAAAUCAACGAUGUUAUUGACGGUAUUGUCCUUGUUGGUUGUUGCUGGUACUCAAGCUAAGAAUGUUGGUACUCUUCCGGAGUUACCCGACAUUACCUCAGCUUCGCUACCCCGGAAACAAUGGCAAACACAGGACGGGCAGGGACGGGCCAGUUUCGGUUAUUCCUACCCCGGUCAGGCUGCCGCCACAAUUCGCGAUCCUGAAGGUAACAUGGCCGGUUCUUGGAGUUAUGUCGACCUAGAUGGUAAUUUGGUCCGCGCCACCUACACGGCUGACGAGCGAGGCUUCCUCGUCUCAUCCACCAACGAAGGUCGAGUAGCUCCUAAUGUCCUAUCCGACCUCAGCAAAGUGAGUACCGCUCCGAUAGUUGGCGCUUGCAACGUAGUCCGUUCAGAUAUCAAAACACCCCAGGCCAAGCUCAGCUCGUCUAGAUUCGCCAGAAUGGUUGGGAGUAAAGAAGCUUCCCCGAAUGAAUAUCCUUUCAUGGUGGCAUUGGUCGAACUGGAAGGCAACGACUUGGAAAACCCAGUCUACGAUUUGGCCUGCGGUGGAUCACUGAUUAGCCCGACAAAAAUCCUGACAGCCGCUCACUGCGUCACCCAGGACGACUCUGCCAAACCGAUAGACGCUUGGCGUUUCCAAGUCAGACUCGGCAUCCACAAGCAGACCAUGGCCGAAAACGACGCCGAGCAAACGCGCAACGUCCUUAAAAUCAAAAUUCACCCAGACUAUGACGAUAAGUCGCUUGAUAAUGACAUCGCCGUUCUGACGCUGGACUCACCUGUAAAGUACACGAAGAAGGUCGCUCCCGUUUGCUUGGUGCCGAAAUGUUUUGAUUCUAAUGAACUGUCCGUAUUCGUCAUGGGCUGGGGAAACACGGAAACGGGCGGCAGCAAUUCCGAUGUUCUCAGGCACGCCUUCAUGCAAGUGGUCGACAACAAGCAAUGCAAAAUCGAUCUCGAAGACAAUAAACUUUCCAACAAUGUGCUGUGCGCCUAUUCUGAAGGACAAGACGCAUGCCAAAACGACAGCGGAGGUCCGGCGGUUAUUGAGUUGUUGGACGACGCUAAAUGUCGUUUCAUGCAGGUCGGCGUAGUCAGUUACGGCGAUGAAUGCGCCAAGGGCACCCCAGGAGUUUACGCAAAAGUGUCGUCCUUCUUGCCUUGGAUUGAGGAGCACAUCUAAGCGUGAGCCCCACUCACGAUUCACGGCUGGCCCUAAUUGAAAACAGGCGCGACUUUACUGAUGUUGUGGAUGCUGCCAUUUUGACCUGGAUGGGAAUUCGAACAGCAGUUAAAGUGGUGGAACAUUAUUUUAUCAAAAGUUGUUAAAUUUACUUUAUAAUCAUGUAAUUGCUCGUUUCGGUGAUGAUUGACGUCUUAUUAUACAGCAUUAAAGGAUUUGCGUUUUGCCCGAUUACUCUUGUUGAGUUUUCAAUUGGGAAUUAUGGGAUGAUUUAACAGAUUACACACAAAUUGAUUUCGUAUAUUGAUCCCGAUUGAUCCAAUGCCAAUAAACAGGAUUAAUGGACAUUGGGAACGGAUGGACGCGAGAAAACAGCAGCCAAUCGGUACCCCUUGAGGCUUUACGGCCUCGCCUCAGACACGCAAAAGUCCCCUGAAACAUUACAAUUAACCAAUCAAUUAAAUAGAUUGAAUCGCCAACAGGAUUUCGGACGUCUCCAUAACCAUACCACUUUUAUUACUUCUAAUUUUAAGUAAUUUAUCUACAAAACAGCAGCUGCAUCACGUAUAUUAUGAAGGAAUGAGAGACAAUCACAUUAUUGUAAAUUUUACUAUUUCCCGUGGAGCCAUUAACGCCGUUGCCAAAUAAACUUU